AUGUCGAGAAGUUUCCUUGUGGAUUCCCUUAUUGGGAAUAACUCACCACCAACGUAUCCACUUCCCUAUUAUGGCAACCAACUACCAAACUACAUGUUCAACUUUUUCAAUCUCGGCCUGGGAUAUCAGCCAGUGAGACCUGUACCAAGGCCACCAGCUCUACCUGUGCCGGUACCGCUGAGCCCACCAGCUGUCAUGGGGCUUCCAUUAUCUGGUCAAAGUCCACCGUCGCCUCUCAAUGCCUCGGUCACUAGAAUAUCAGAAUUACCAUCAACAAACGACUCAUCAUCUCGAAACAGCACACCCACGCCUCCACCAGCAUCUCCGAAUUCUCUGAACAACAGCUCAAAGAGGAUUCGCACAGCAUUUACGAGUACCCAGUUGCUGCAGCUUGAGCAAGAGUUUGCCAACAAUAUGUACCUUUCGCGUUUGCGGCGGAUUGAAAUAGCAACAAAAUUAAAACUAUCGGAGAAACAAGUGAAGAUUUGGUUUCAAAAUCGUCGUGUUAAGUACAAGAAGGAAGAAUUACCAACGGGACAAAGUUCCAAGUGCUGUUGUUUGAGAACUUGUGGUAAGAAGAAGGACGGCUGCAGUGAUGAAUCGAGCAAGUGUGACAAUGAGGGUACACUGAGGGAUGAGAGUGAGGAAGAGGGUAAGAGGAUUGUGGAAGAGAGGGAGGAGAUUGGUGAUAGCAAGGAGUUGGAAGUUAAGAAGGAGCUGAGAACAUCACCUGUAUUCGAGGCAGGUUAUCCGAGGCUAUCCAGCUUCUACGAUUAUCAGGGACCGGAGGAUAGAACCGAACUCUGCGAUCUCUCAUCGAGAAAACGUCGAGCUGAUCAUUUAGAGCCUUAUAUCACUCAUAUCAGUAAAAAGCCUAAUGUUAGGGGGGGCUCUUGCACCCAGCACACUGUUGAAAAUAUCGUAAACUCAUGAAUUUAUUGAUCAAAGACUGUUAACAUCGGGUUUUACAAUACUCAGUGAAACACCAGUUUUGUGUAUAUUUUUGUAUAUUAUCUGAAUGAUCGAGAAGAACUUAAAGACUGUACUUUUAGAUAUUUUUAUGACUGUAUGAGAAUUGGAGAGAUUUAGGGGACACUGAGGCAAGUGGACAGUUUUGAAUUUGAAAAAUAUACCCACAACUCAGAAAGAAAUUCCUCAGGGACAAAAGUACUUUUCGUAAGAAAUGAAUAGUGAAAAAACUGCCGCAAAUGUGCAUUUUACCACUCUCCUACGUUAUAUAAAAUGUAAAAUAUGGAGAAGUCAUUGACCAUUUAAACCAUUUGCUGCUCUCAGCAAAAAAAGAAAAUCACAAAUGAUGUAUGUAUGUU
Molecule: messenger RNA, 1328 nt
Organism: Diachasma alloeum
Lineage: Eukaryota; Metazoa; Arthropoda; Insecta; Hymenoptera; Braconidae
Product: GS homeobox 1
Exons: 2
Coding region: 1-933 (310 amino acids)
Biological process (GO): regulation of transcription by RNA polymerase II
Cellular component (GO): nucleus
Molecular function (GO): DNA-binding transcription factor activity, RNA polymerase II-specific; RNA polymerase II cis-regulatory region sequence-specific DNA binding
Source: RefSeq, a predicted model, not a curated record